Clupea harengus (Atlantic herring) is the source of this 900-nucleotide messenger RNA. Its product is annotated as integrin alpha-L-like. The record is from RefSeq and is a predicted model, not a curated record. Lineage: Eukaryota; Metazoa; Chordata; Actinopteri; Clupeiformes; Clupeidae. The transcript is spliced from 6 exons. Bases 16 to 885 code for a protein of 289 amino acids.
AACUGUGUAUCGCCCAUGAAAACAGAAGCCUUACACAAGACUCUUGAGGAAGCACAUUGGAACUCGGUGGGCAGCGUUCGCCCGCUCUCUGUGAAUCCAGUGGUGAGGGCUUUCAGGAGGAUGGCUGUGUUGAGAUCUCUCCAUCUUGUGGUUUUGUGGGCAGCAGUGUCCUAUUCUAUGGCCUUUAACAUAGACGUUGCAGGACCAAAGAUUUACACUGGAUCAGGACCUGGCUACAAGUCAUUGCACUUUCAGUCUGGGACAGAGAAAGGGUCUGUUUUCAGGGUACCACUUCAAAGAAAUGGAAAUGGAGGGGUCUUCAUAUGUGACGACACAAAUCCAGACUGCAAAUCUGUUCCGCUGCCAAGUGCAGCAGAGGCCAAUUCUAAAGAGCGCGCAAAGCAGAAGGUAGAUCUAGUAUUCCUCUUUGAUGGAUCCAUGAGCAUGAACGACGAAGACUUUGUAAAAAGUAAAGAAUUCAUCAAAACCAUCAUGAAGAGCAUGAGUAACACUUCAAUACAAUUUGCAGCAGUUCAGUUUUCCAAAGUAUCCCGAACAGUUUUCACAUUUAAAGACUACCAGGACAACAAAGCCUUUAAAAAACUGGAUGAUGAAGAACAUAUGAAAUCUCUGACACACACACAUGGAGCCAUGCACUACGCUCUGAAUAAUCUUUUUGACGAAUCAGAGAGUGGUCGACACCCAGAUGCAACAAAGGUGGUGGUCAUCAUUACUGAUGGCAAUCCAUCAGAUCCUGCUAGAGUCAAAGUGAAUGGCACCUCAAAGAAUAUUGUAGAAAUCUAUGAAGACCGACACAUCAUGCGCUUUGUCAUUGGGGUAUGUAUUGAAUAUUUGUUUCAGCUAUCUGUUUGGUUCACACAGUGAGGUUGCUUGAAAGAG